AAAGCUCGCCACCAAAGUCUCCCAGCUCCCAAGUAAACACACUUGUUCGACCGCAGAGUUCCUCCGGUAUGUGUAACAUGAUCACCAUCCCGUCGAUCGCCUGGCUGCGCCGCGCCGUGCGGCGGUGGCGCGCCCGGGGCGCCGGCUCCGCGGCGGUGCCGGCGGGGCACGUGGCGGUCUGCGCGGAUGGCGCGCGGUUCGUGGUGCGGCUGGCGCACCUGGGUCACCCGGCUUUCCUGGAGCUGCUCCGGCAGGCCGAGGAGGAGUACGGCUUCCCGCCCGGCGCCUCCGGCCCCGUCGCGCUCCCCUGCGACGAGGGCCGCCUCCGCGACGUCGUCCGCCGCGUCUCAUCGUCGUCCAUGGAGCGCCGCUCCUCCCGUCGUCGCCGCGGCGACUCGCGGCCGCUGCUGCAAGGGGUGGACGUGGAGAAGCUCGUCUUCUGAGCGAUUGAAAAAGCUACGCGAAGCACCGUUUCUUCAAGCACACGCAGGCGCACCGGCGGCGGCAUCAACUGGCGGCACCGUCUUCUCGACGGACGCGAGAACAGGCGAAAGCAGGAAGCGACCAGGCUGGGCGUGCUGCUAAUCUGCUAUGCUGCCGCUUGCCGGCGUAUCGCCGGCGAUGGGGCAUGCAUGCAGUGUAGGGUGUAGGUAGACUAGUACGUGAUGGUAGCAUUUGUUUCACGAAUUCUUGGGAUUGUUUUCUCUAUAACUCUGCUACUCGGUUGCGCAAAAUUAAAGAUUAAUUCAUUCAUGCAUUGUUCUUGUUGUACAA
Lolium perenne is the source of this 774-nucleotide messenger RNA. Its product is annotated as indole-3-acetic acid-induced protein ARG7-like. Gene Ontology annotation, biological process: response to auxin. NCBI's taxonomy places the organism in Eukaryota, Viridiplantae, Streptophyta, Magnoliopsida, Poales, Poaceae. The record is from RefSeq and is a predicted model, not a curated record.